Nilaparvata lugens (brown planthopper) is the source of this 3297-nucleotide messenger RNA. RefSeq names its product allatostatin-A receptor. The record is from RefSeq and is a predicted model, not a curated record. Gene Ontology annotation, cellular component: membrane. NCBI's taxonomy places the organism in Eukaryota, Metazoa, Arthropoda, Insecta, Hemiptera, Delphacidae. Bases 65 to 1216 code for a protein of 383 amino acids. Gene Ontology annotation, biological process: neuropeptide signaling pathway. The transcript is spliced from 5 exons. Gene Ontology annotation, molecular function: G protein-coupled peptide receptor activity.
UUCAGUUGGCGCGCGACCGUCGUGAAGGAAGGUUCUAGGGGAGCUACGCUCCGUCCCCUUCAGAAUGGCGGUACCCCCGAACGUAAUGGGAGUCGGCAUCCCCGUCUUCAUGUACAACAACUGUCUCAACCUCACCAACCUGUCUGAGGUCGCCUUCUGUCAGAACGCCUCCUCGAUCUCCACCCCCGAGGACAACGGAGACCCCGACAGUUUCACGGUGAUGGAGAAGAUCGUAUCCAUAGCAGUUCCCAUACUGUUUGGAAUCAUCGUGCUCCUCGGUCUCUUCGGGAAUCUGCUGGUUGUUAUUGUGGUAGCAGCUAACCAACAGAUGCGAUCUACAACCAACCUACUGAUUAUCAAUCUGGCAGUGGCUGAUUUACUGUUUAUUGUGUUCUGUGUACCGUUCACGGCCACUGAUUAUAUACUGCCGUUCUGGCCUUUUGGUGACUUCUGGUGUAAGACUGUGCAGUACCUGAUCUGUGUGACUGCCUACGCCAGUGUCUACACUCUGGUGCUCAUGUCCUUGGACAGGUUCCUGGCGGUGGUGCACCCGAUCGCGUCGAUGUCGGUUCGCACGGAACGCAACGCGAUCACGGCGAUCGUGGUGGUGUGGGUCGUGAUCGUGGUCGGCUGCGUGCCCGUCUUCCUGUCGCACGGCGUCGCCUCCUAUGUCUACUCGAGCAACGUGCAAAGUGCCUGCGUCUACCUACAAUACGACCCCGUCAACCGGCCCGACGGCCAUAAUAAGCCGCUCUUCCAGAUCACGUUCUUCACGACAUCGUACGUGGUUCCGCUGGCACUGAUCUGCGGCCUGUACCUGUGCAUGAUCAUGCGUCUGUGGCGCGGCGUGGCGCCCGGCGGCCAUUGCUCGGCCGAGAGCCGACGUGGCAAGAAGCGCGUCACCAGGAUGGUUGUCGUCGUCGUCGCAAUAUUCGCCAUCUGCUGGUGUCCCAUACAGGUGAUCCUGGUGCUGAAGAGUGUGGACCGUUACGAGAUCACCAACACAUCAGUGAUGGUGCAAAUCGUGAGUCACGUGUUGGCCUACAUGAACUCAUGCGUCAACCCCAUCCUCUACGCUUUCCUCUCGGAAAACUUCAGGAAAGCUUUCCGCAAGGUGAUCUACUGUGGACCGGACCGCGCCCAUAUGACUGGACAAAUUAAUGGGCCCGAAAAGUCGGCGCUCACAAAAACCACUCGCACAAACGAUAUCUUGUGAGGAAUCAAGGUCCAAAUUACCAUGAAAGUUGCAAUCAAGAUGGCUGACAGAAAGAGAUGGAGCUUCAACACCUUGGACACAUUAUUUGUUUUCCUUCAGUAAAAUAUUUCAAUCGAAAAAUUUGCAAGACAACCAUAAGGUUAAUAGUUAUUGUUUAGCUGAACAUAAUUUUGUUUCAGGCAAUAUCUUAAGGAUUACGGUAAUUGUAUAAUUGAAAAACUAGAAGUAUUGUUGAAAUUGUCAAGUAAAUCUACUCUGAUUCGAAUUUUUGAAUUCUCUCUACCAAAAAUGGCUUGUAUUGAAUGGAAGAAGCCCGUAUGUUAUUGUAUACUGCAAAGAACGAUAUGGUUUAGAAAGUUUAUUAUUAUAUAUUUCUCUUAUUAAAGUGGGCCUAACAGAGCAUAUGAGCUUGUGUAUUGUAUUCGAGGUAGAGAUCAUCAAUUUAUUACAGUAAUUUGAACUCUAUAAAAGUCAGAAGUUGAAAUAAGCCUAAAAAUUCAACAAUGGAAUGGAAUGGAAAUAUAUAAAAUAGAAGAGUUGUCAUAUUUUGGAUACUAUUAGCCUAAAUGAUGAGCGAGCGAGUAUAUCAGGAAUUACGAAAUCACUUUAACGUUCACAUCCAAGUUUCUACAGUAACUUUUUACCUACCCAAAAUUUCCAAUAAUGGCCUAUAUCAGUUUUAGAAGCUCUAUCUCACGAAUCAUAUCAAUUCUAGGUAAAAAAUGUUUGUCAUUAAUUUAUUUCAUCAAUUUUAAUAAGAAACUAAGCUGAAUGCUUGGGUGAUAAUGAAAACUUUACAAUUGAAAAAUCCAAAAUAUAACACAUUUAGGUGUCCAAAAACCGAAUUUAUGAAAAUCAUAUUUGAAUCAAUGAUUUUAUAGUUGUAAAAAAGGCAUCAAGUCUUAAACACAAAAAUAUUGAAUUAAACGUUGGGAUGGAAAAAUCUGGACAGGAAUCUUUAUUUUAAUAAUGUAACACAGUAGAAUUCUACUCAAUUAAUAAUACUGAAGCCAAUAAAAUCAAUUAAUCCUACACUGAAAACUCUUGAGCUUAAUUGAAUCUUUCUAGCUCUCAUUUACGCUUCGAAAGUUUCAUAUCCACUAAGGACUUGUAAACAUCAACUAUUUUUGUACAAAAUCAACUCAAAAUCCAAUAAAAUAAAUAUUAUUCAAGUUUAACUGUAAAAAAUUCUGUUUAAGUGUUGUAAAUAAUGUAAAUAGAUAAUAUUCAAACUAUAUCAUCAUCUUAAACGAAAACGUUGAUAUUUUUUUAUUUCUAUCUACAUCAAAUUAGACUCUCCCAAUGUUCCGUAUUGGUUGAUUAUGUACCUUUAUACUGUGUUUACUUAAAAGGAAGUUACCAAGCUGAAUGUAUAUAAAAAUUUAUGCAUAUGAAUAAAUUGUUAUCAUGAAUAUGUUUAAAUAGAAAAUAUACUACUAUAUUACCUGUACUUGUAAAAUAGAUUUGAAACAUUUUUGCAUGUUUAUUCCGACAAAAAGAGACUAUUGAGUUGGUGUAUAUAUAGCUUUCAUUAUAGAAUUUGUAAAAUAAAUAUAUUUGAUUAUUUGCUGUCAAAGUAAUAUAUAUAUAUUCGAAGAGUCAUUGUAAAUUAUUGUGAAAUAGUUUAUUGUAAGGAAGCAUGCUGAUUAUUUAGUAUGUAAAACUGAGUGUUACCGACUUUAGAGAUUUUAAGAUGAUGUAUAAAUAUAGUUCUAUUGGAUAAAUGUAGUGUGUGACAAAGCUAAAUCAAAUACUGUACUGUAUGUACUAUCAUUCAUGAAUUUGUGAACUGUUCGCUUCUACACUGAGCAAUGUCUUCGAUAUUGUUGCAGUUAUAAGUGGUAGAUCUCUAAGCUAUACGAAUGCUCAACAACCAAUCAUCGUGAAUCGACAAUUUUGUCUCCGCCCUCUCCAGCAGCCAAUCAGAAUCGAUAUCCGAGCCCCCUUAUCUUCUGAUUGGUGAGAGGACGGACGACAAUGCACGAUUCCCCACCCUCCAUUCUAGACCUAAGAUUUGUGGCUGUAUUUUGUUGAUUUUCGUAAAAAUUUAAAAGUUUAAUAAAGUUUCAAAUUUAUAUGUA